This is a messenger RNA of Galeopterus variegatus (Sunda flying lemur), 685 nucleotides long. It is a transcript of the gene MED30, whose product is annotated as mediator complex subunit 30. Gene Ontology annotation, biological process: positive regulation of DNA-templated transcription. The record is from RefSeq and is a predicted model, not a curated record. The annotation marks the transcript as partial. Gene Ontology annotation, molecular function: transcription coregulator activity. The transcript has 3 exons. Gene Ontology annotation, cellular component: mediator complex. NCBI's taxonomy places the organism in Eukaryota, Metazoa, Chordata, Mammalia, Dermoptera, Cynocephalidae.
UUUAUAUUUUUAUUGUUUUGUUUUGCCUGAUAAGCUGCCAAAUGGUGUCACUUACCAUACUGGAACAUACCAAGAUCGGUUAACAAAGCUACAGGAUCAUCUCCGCCAACUUUCUAUUCUCUUCAGGAAGCUGAGGUUGGUCUAUGACAAAUGCAAUGAAAACUGUGGAGGAAUGGAUCCCAUCCCAGUAGAGCAACUUAUUCCAUACGUGGAAGAAGAUGGCUCAAAGAAUGAUGACCGGGCUGGCCCUCCUCGUUUUGCUAGUGAAGAGAAGCGAGAAAUUGCUGAAGUAAAUAAAAAACUGAAACAGAAGAAUCAACAGCUGAAGCAAAUUAUGGAUCAAUUACGAAAUCUCAUCUGGGAUAUAAAUGCCAUGUUGGCGAUGAGGAACUAAACUUAUAUUUAAAUUUCCUGCUUUACAUGUUAUACCUUUGUUGUUUUUUUUUCUUCAAGUAUUUUUUUCCCUUUGAAAAAGAUUAUCUGUUUUUAUUUUAUUCACUAGAACUAAAGCUCCACUUUUUACAUUGUGGUUUUACUUUAAAGUAUUCAUUAACAUUUUUUUUAAUGCUAUUUAUUCUAUGAAAGAUUAUUGUAAUAAACUUGGAUAGGGUUUGUGUUUUGGUUAAUCUUCAUGAAUUGAAUAAUUGCUUUUUAAAAACAAAAUAAAGUUUUGUAAAUAAAUUUU